Rhineura floridana is the source of this 2831-nucleotide messenger RNA. RefSeq names its product translin associated factor X interacting protein 1 (gene TSNAXIP1). The record is from RefSeq and is a predicted model, not a curated record. The coding region runs from base 62 to 2239 and encodes 725 amino acids. NCBI's taxonomy places the organism in Eukaryota, Metazoa, Chordata, Lepidosauria, Squamata, Rhineuridae. The transcript is spliced from 17 exons. Gene Ontology annotation, cellular component: cytoplasm.
UCCUUCCUCAUCGCCGCCAUGGAGAAUCGCGCCUCAAGCCUUUUCGGGUGAGUCCUUCGAGAUGGAACGAGGGGAAGUCUCUUCUGGAACCACGUUCUUAAUCCUAAAGUGGACCAGUGGUCAGGACAGUGAGAAAAGGGUCUCAUUCCCGCAAUCUUCUCAGGGUUACCAAGAAAGCUUGCCUGUUCUAAAGGAAUCAUCUCAUGCUCAGAAGAAACGAAAAUCUCUGGGCCUCUCUAGCAGUCAGUUGUCUUCAUGGCCUGCAUAUGCACCGGGGCAAAUUAUCCUGCAGAAUCGAAAACCUUGCACUGUCCCCAAAUGGCAAUGCACCAACAAAGAGCAAUUUCCUCUUUCCAUAUCAAAGCCACGCUACCUCCAAGAUCUGGAAUCCCAUCUGCGGAGAGAACUGCAAGCUCUGGACUUUACUAAAGGGAAGGUUCAGGAACUUAAACUCCAGCCUUACAGAGAAAUAUUUGAGUUCUUCAUGGAAGAAUUCAAAACCUACAAGCCACUGUUGGCUUCCAUCAAGAAUGAGUACGAAAUGACUAUAGCUCAUCUGCAGGACAAGGUCCAUUCCCUGGAGUCAGUGAAUGCCAUUCUGAUCACAGCCUCUGAUCAAUGUACUCGGCAAAUCCUGGCCUUUCAGGAGCAAGAGAAAAUUGAAAUCACAAAGCUAAAGGAGGAGAGGAUCUACUUGCUUAAACUUAUUGACAAAAUGAAGGAGGAGAAAAAUUCUCUAGAAACCCAGGUGGCUAAAAUGCGGAAGGCAGUGGCAGAAGAAUACCUCCGUUAUCUGAAUGAAUGUGAUGCCCGGAAGCUGCUACUUAUAGAUCUCAAUGAAAUGUACCGUAUGAAGGAAGAAAUGAAGCUUGCCAAGUUCCAAGAUGAAAAGGGGGAAGAUUCGGUGAAGCUAACGCUUGCAUUGAAGACAGCACGCCAAGACCUCACCAAAGCUCAAGUGGAGCUGAACACCAUGAAAGCAAACUAUGGAGACGUGGUGCCCAGGAGAGAGUUUGAAUUGCAGGAACAAAAAUAUGAUGUGCUGGCUGAAAAGAUGAUGACUCUUCAGAAAGACUUUGAUGACCUCCAAGAAGAGUAUGACACAAUGUUAGACGUACACAAACAGGUUUCCGAGGAGCGGGACCAGUUCUAUAAUGACCUCAUCAAUGUCCAGCGGACCUCCACUCCCCGGCCCAGCUGGGAUAAAUGUGCAGAAGUGAUUGCUGAUGGGGCUGAGCGCUGGAAUGCUUUGUCUGAGGGCAAAACUAGUGACCAGCUGGUAGACGUGCUUUUGGAAGAAAUUGGUGCAGGACUGCUGAGAGAGAGGGAUACCUUCGUGGCGAGGGGGAGAAGUGAGAAGGUCCCUGUAUACCUGAGGUGCGACGGUCUGGUUAGGAACAAGAAGUUGACCAAAAAGGAGGUUGUGGCCACUCUGAGGGAAAUAUGGAGAGAAAAAAUUGCAUCAGAUCAACAGAAAGGAAAGCAAUCCAGCCUUUCAGAGUUCUUCCUGAGCUUCUUCCAGAAAAAGUAUGGUGAAGCACUCGCUUUUGACUGGACUUACAGCAUCUAUGAAAACAUCAGACUCUUUAAGUCAAAUGAAGCCAUGUCCAUGUUUCAUCACAUCCUGAUAGGAAAGCUGGAUGAAGGAGUAUAUCACAGCCACCUCCAGCAACUUGGCAACCUCUUAAAAGAAUUGUCUACCAUUGACACUACAAAUACUGGCCAGCUGACAUACGAACAGUUCACCCUUGCCCUGAGGGCAGCUUUCCCGCAAAAGACCGAAGAAGAGAUUCAGAAAUUAGUAGAGGCUGCAGGAUACAAACUGGAGUCCCCUUCCAACACCAUUAUGUACAAGCUCUUAUUCUUAGAGGAUGAGGAAGGCAAUACAGAACCCUUGAUUACAAAACUUAAGAACCAAUAUGUGAAUGAGAAACAAGCAUAUCUACGUGAGCUGCGUGCUGAAUUAGGAACCUUGAUGGAAGUGAGGCCAGAUGACCUGAGGGCAGCUUUCUGCAUACUUGACCAUGGUUUGUCAGAGCAAGCCCUGGACUCUUACAUCUGUUAUGCAUUUCAAGUUUCCAAAGAGCAACUGGAUCCUGCUGUAUCCAUUCCUAUAGAAGUACUGAUGCAAAGGCUCAAGGCUGGAGAUAUUAGACGACAAGGACCUGUUUCAGGAGAUGUAAAGUACCUGCCCCCAUCCCUCACAAUAGAAGAAAUAGAGGCUCCGGUCAAUACCUAAAUUGACCCACAACCUCUUCCCCCCACCUUCCAAAUGUUACUAGAGUAAACUAAUUUUACAGAACAGUGAUUUAGAACAAAAAGGUCGUGCAAGAGAUCCAGUUAUAUAGUCCUAAAGCCAGAACUCUGCUGGAGCAGGCACCCAAGCUCACAUUCUUCUGGGACCAGAAAGGAAGCAUAACCAAGGUACAGCAUAUGUCUCUCUAAAACCUGUUUUUUUGUAACCCUUUGGGUUUCCAUUAUGCAAAGCAGCACAUCAGACUAUAAGCCACAGGUAAUGUAGAGGAUCUGACUUUUUAGAGGCCUUGACAAAAGGGCUAAAGGUUUUUCACAACUGGCAGCAUGCCCUUCUUCCACACAACUAUGUACGGCUACAAUGUACAAGGUUUCUCCAUUAAGCUGGCCAUUUACUCAAUUAGAUGUUGAAACCUUAGGAAUAUUGUUUGUAGAUUUUUUUUACAUCUGCUUCUCUUGCUAGGAUUUAUGCGAGGAUGAAAAUAAAACUUCAGUUUCUUUCUGGCAGCUAAACCAGUAUUUCUACUAAACUAAUUUUAGUUUGUUAUUGCAAUGGCAGCUCAUCAGGGGUUUGGAAA